AUGGCAGAGCAGCUCGCUCUUGUGGUGCAUGAGGUGGAACGUCUCGUGACCGCGCCCUACGUGCCAUCAUUACAGGAUCUCUAUGGCAUUUCUCAGCAGUGUGCUUCGUCAACUAUCAAGUCAUGGGCAUUCUAUAAACCUUGCCAGGCCAGCGCGCUGGGCAAUGUUCUAGUGGAAGCUUUAUCGCGAUCCCGCGUCGCUCUCUCUUUGAUAACUGCAUUCUCAUCUGCUUCAUCAUUUCGAGAUGCUCUGCUAACCCGCCACUCGAUGAUACUUGAUGCUUUUCUUCAAAAGGCACUAGAAACCAACGAGCAUGAGUAUAUCCCCGCAUGUAUUGCGCUGCUGUCUUCGCCCCUGCCAGCGGAUGUAGUGCCCCCAGCACGCAUUGGCCCCUUCAUCACGAAGUUGGUGGGAAUGAUGUCUGACAAUCCCGGUAUUGAGACAAUCAAACCUCUCUACACCAUUAUGAAAGGAUUACAGGGUUCACCAAAAGUCCUCGACGACAUCCCCUCCGAGGUCAUGUCCAACCUUCAAGUGGAAUUCACCAAGAUUCUACGCAAUUUCGAUGACCACAUGGGCAAUCUCUUAUGUCUUGGCACUUUCGCUCAAAUCGCAUUAGCACAACCACCAUCUUCUCAAAAUCAACACGGAUCAGAAUCAAUCUCGUGGCUUCUCAACAUCAAGGAUUUCUUCGGCCCCAAGCGUGGAUUAAAGACGCUGGAUUUGGUUGUAUUGCGCGUCAUUCUUGCUUGCUCAUCCAGCUGCAGCCUGUCACCAUCACAGGCUGCUGAAAGCAUUAAGCUAGCUAUCUACAUCGCUGAUGUGGUCCAGUCUGAUCAGAAACAUAGUUGGAUGGCUAGCAACUCUUCCAAACUUGCCAAGCUGUGCAAUAAGGCUGGGACAGAUGGCCUUGAUGACAAUAUACGAACAAUGGCAUGUCGGUUUCUCCUCGUCCCUGCAAAGUCUUUGCCAUCUCAAGUACGAGAUUUUGGUUUAAACACCCUCUUGCACAAAGAAAGCCAGGAGGUUGUAGAGAAGGUACCCCCGCGGCUUAUUUCACGACUAUCCAGAAAGCUAGCUACAUCUGGAGAACUGGCUUCCCAAUAUCUUUUGAACUUCACAUGCUCUUCUUUAAAAACAAGUGGCAUCCAAGACCAUAAGACCGUCAGCAAGGUGUGCCUGGCAACUCUGAUCUUGGCUGGUCUACAGGAAGGCGAUUCAAAGUUGAUGCUUUCUAAUAUUUCCAGCUCAAUGGCCGCCUUCAAACAGAGCCUUGUCGAGAUGCUUGAGAGCUUCCCUCGGAAACCAAGCAAAGAUCUGUUUGUAUCCUUGCUCGGGCUCUACAAUUGUGUUUCCUCAGAGCAAAAUGGAGGUGAUACUUUCAUGCAAUCUCUUGUUGGAGAUGAAUUCUCAUUGCCGUGCGCCUCUCGCAAUUGGCGCCAGGAUAUGGCCUCAGAAUUCAUGGAGACUUCGCGGCAUACUCAAGCGACCAUGAUGCAAAAGAUCGAAGAUGCAUGCUUUGAACUAGAGCGCCGCUGCUAUGAUGUGGAAGGUCCUGUUCGAGCCGCCGAGGAACAAAGAGACCAAAUGGCCGAAGAGAAUCGUCAGCUAAAAGAACACAUUGAACAACAGGAGACUCGCCUAGGUGAAUUCUCGGAAUCUUUUGCUGGUCUUCAUGAUGAGAACACCCGCCUCGAGGAGCAACUGCAAAGCGAAUCUUCACGAGCCGAACAGCUUUCAAAACUUUUUGCUUCUGUGAAGGAGGAGAUUCAGACACAGCAAUGGCAAUCCGAGAAAGCUAUUUGUCUCGAAAAAGAACAGGCUCGGUCUAAGGAGUUAGAAAUGAUGGCUGCCUUGACAGAAAAAGACGAUCAAAUAGAAGAUCUUCAGCAGGAAAUACGUCUUGUGCAAACUGAGAAUGACCGAAUCCGUCAGACUCUCGAUCAAGUUUCAAUGGAGAAAGAUGCUUCUCUGGAUACCUUCGGGCUUCUGAAAGAGGAGCUUGCAACUAUGAAGGAUAGUCUCGAGCAAAGCAGACUUCUCACUACUCGCAAGGAGGAUGAGAUCAAGCGGUUGUUGGCCGAGGAAGACAAUCUACGUAUAGAAGUGGCGACUCUGAAAUCAACAGUUGAUAAACAAAAUAUCGAAGUUGAAAAAGCUGUCGAUUUACUGCAAGAAUCCGAGGGAAAAAUGAGUAGUGAACUUGAGAAGCUCCAGCAGGAUCAUAAAGUGGAGGUCUCUAGGGCCACAACUAAGAUGGCCAAGCAGGAAGAAGAAAUCAGACACUUGCAAGCCGCUAUGGAUGGUGUCACUCUAGAUGCUUCUAAGAACGCCCUGUCCAAGGACAAACGAAUCGCACAUUUGGAAAGAAAGAUCCAAGCUUUCCGUGAUGAACGUGCCGCCAAGGCUCGCGAAUUUUCCGAAGCUCAGCAACACAUUGGAAGACUCAUGGGUGUGAUGGGCUUCUCGUCCAAUGCCCCUGAAUCCACCAGUCCCAAACAUCAGCGGGCCAGAUCAAGUAUCUACCCGACAGAAGCUGCAGGUGCCCAACAACAAGUCAGUGAUGACGAAGACACACAACUGGCACAGUCUUUUGAAUCGUUGGCAUCAUUUAAUGGACCCACACCCAAACGACCAAGAGGAAACCGUUCACCCCCAGCAUUCACUACUCCUUCUGUCAUGCCUCAGACAAGGGUUCAAUCUACAACCAAGGGAAUGCCCAAAUCUGCCCGGCAGCCACUAGCAACUGCCAAUAGCAAGAGUCCGAUCAACCCUCAAGCAAGUGGUUUAUCAAAGCCUCAUGAAGUCGAUACCUCGUUCCAGGAAAGUCAGGCACAGGAAAAUAUUGAAGGGCACAGACUAGAGGAUUUUGAUUUAGAUAUGGACCUUGAGUUUUCGAAGGAGUUCCUUCUUUCAAGUACUGCUUUUACGGGAUCGAAUGAUCAAGCCGUGCUAUAA
Molecule: messenger RNA, 2958 nt
Organism: Penicillium nucicola
Lineage: Eukaryota; Fungi; Ascomycota; Eurotiomycetes; Eurotiales; Aspergillaceae
Exons: 11
Coding region: 1-2958 (985 amino acids)
Source: RefSeq, a predicted model, not a curated record